AUGAUGGCGUCGUCUUCUUCUUCGGGCUCUCGCGAGGGGCACUACAGAGGUGUGAGGAAGCGACCCUGGGGACGCUACGCCGCCGAAAUACGUGACCCCUGGAAGAAGACACGUGUCUGGUUAGGCACAUUCGAUACUCCCGAGGAGGCCGCCCUCGCCUACGACGGCGCCGCGCGCUCCCUCCGCGGCGCCAAGGCCAAGACCAACUUCCCCCCGGCACCCUCCCUCUGUCUCGACCUCAACGUUCCUUCCUCCGAUCACCGCUGGCCCAACGUUCCCUCCCGCACCCUCGUCCUCACCGAGUUCCUCCACACCGCCGUUCUCAAAGACAUCGAACCGCCGCAGCCUCUUCCCCCUGCAGCCGCCGCUCUCCGCCGCACGGACGGAGGUGUUCCCCUCGGUGGCGGAGGUCAGGUCGUAGAGAGCUCCCAAACGGCUUCGUAUUUGGGACUCGUUCGACGCGGGAUCCCCAUCGACUUGAACGAGCCUCCACCGUUGUGGCUAUGA
This is a messenger RNA of Sphenostylis stenocarpa, 507 nucleotides long. Lineage: Eukaryota; Viridiplantae; Streptophyta; Magnoliopsida; Fabales; Fabaceae. The record is from the annotation of a GenBank genome assembly.